Helianthus annuus (common sunflower) is the source of this 804-nucleotide messenger RNA. RefSeq lists its product as uncharacterized. The record is from RefSeq and is a predicted model, not a curated record. Lineage: Eukaryota; Viridiplantae; Streptophyta; Magnoliopsida; Asterales; Asteraceae. Bases 1 to 804 code for a protein of 267 amino acids. The transcript is spliced from 2 exons.
AUGAGAUUGACUGUUGGUGUUUUACCAUCUACAGUCGAGGAGACUAAGAGAUUUUCCGAAUGGCUUCUUGAUAUUGGUGAGGGUAAAGUUGGAGGGGACAAUGAUGGUGUAGCAACUGUAGAAAUACCCUCUGAUUUGUUAAUCACAGAUUCUUUGGAUCCCAUCGAAAGUUUGAUUCAAUUUGUAUAUCCAUCUGUUCUUGAAAGAUAUAAGGAUCGAGAUUAUUUUUCUGAAAGGGCGAUUCUGACACCAAAAAACGAGGUGGUACAUGAAAUAAAUGAUCGACUACUAGAAUUGUUUCCUGGUGAACAAACAGAGUACCUGAGUUCUGAUAGUAUAUGUGCGACGAAGAAAGGUAUCGAUUCAUUCCAACAAGAGUUGUAUUCACCUGAUGUCCUUAAUGGUUUAAAGAUAUCUGGUUUACCUAAUCAUCGUUUGGUUACAUUUCUUGGAAAGAGGGUUAUAGAAGCUGAAAUUAUAUCAGGUGCUAAUGUCGGAACCAGAACAUUCAUACCAAGAAUUAGGAUGAUUCCCUUCGACAAAAAGAUUCCUUUUGCUUUUCAAAGACGACAGUUUCCUGUUGCUGUGUGUUUUGCUAUGACGAUCAACAAGAGUCAAGGCCAGUCUUUAUCUAAGGUUGGAUUGUUUUUAAAAGAGCCCGUUUUUACACAUGGCCAGCUAUAUGUAGCAUUAUCAAGAGUUAAAUCAAGGGAAGGUGUGAAGAUGUUAAUUCUCGAUAAGGAUGGCAAACCUACCAAUACAACAACUAAUGUGGUUUACAAAGAAGUGUUCACACACUUAUGA